Molecule: messenger RNA, 2098 nt
Organism: Antechinus flavipes (yellow-footed antechinus)
Lineage: Eukaryota; Metazoa; Chordata; Mammalia; Dasyuromorphia; Dasyuridae
Gene: POMGNT2
Product: protein O-linked mannose N-acetylglucosaminyltransferase 2 (beta 1,4-)
Exons: 2
Coding region: 270-2012 (580 amino acids)
Biological process (GO): protein O-linked glycosylation via mannose
Cellular component (GO): endoplasmic reticulum
Molecular function (GO): protein O-acetylglucosaminyltransferase activity; protein binding
Source: RefSeq, a predicted model, not a curated record
GCCACAGCGGGAUCAGCCACAGCAGGAGCAGCGGGCGCGGCGUCUGCGGCGGCGGCGACCGUGGUCUUGGCCGUGGCCGUGGCCUUGGGCAGCCUACGUGCACGACGGGGAUCCUUCCACCUGCCCUGGCUCCACCCCGCGCAUCAGCAGGUCUCUGCUUCUUCUUGCCAUGCCUGAGGAGAUGGACGGCAGCGCCGCGCCGCUGCCCGGCUCCACCCUGUGCCCACCGUCCUACUAGAGCCGCGGCCGGCGGCAGCGGCGGCGGCAGGAUGAACAUCGCGGCCGUCUUCAACGCCCUGCUCGUGUCCAUCCUGGCGGCGGUGCUGUGGAAGCACGUGCGGCUGCGGGAGCACGCCUCCACGCUGGAGCAAGAGCUGGCUCUGCGCCGCCAGGCCCAGGAGCCGGCCCGGGAGGGCCCCGACCAGCAGGCGGCCCUGCAGACGCUCCUGGAGGAGGGCACGCGCAUGGUGUGCACGGGCCGCACGCACACCGACCGCGUCUGCCGCUUCCAGGACCUCUGCUACUCGGCCGAGGCGGAGGAGUUCAUCUUCUUCCACGGCAACGGCUCGCUGAUGCUGCCCAGCCUGGGCCCGCGCCGCUUCCAGCCCGCACUCCUGGACCUGUCCUCGGUGGAGGACCACAACACCCAGUACUUCAACUUCGUGGAGCUGCCCGUGGCCGCGCUGCGCGCCCUGCCCCCCGCGCGCUUCCUGCCCGACGUGGCGCUGAUCGCCAACCGCUUCAACCCCGACAACCUCAUGCACAUCUUCCACGACGACCUGCUGCCCCUCUUCUACACCCUGCGGCAGUUCCCCGACCUGGGCCCCGAGGCCCGGCUGGUGUUCAUGGAGGGCUGGGGCCCGGGCCCGCACUUCGACCUCUACCAGCUGCUGAGCCGCAAGGCGCCGCUGCUGCGCGAGCAGCUCAAGGGCCUGGGCCGCCUGCUCUGCUUCCCGCGCGCCUACGUGGGGCUCUCCAAGGCCACCACCUGGUACCAGUACGGCUUCGUGCAGCCGCAGGGCCCCAAGGCCAACGUCCUGGUGUCGGGCACCGAGAUCCGCCGCUUCGCCGGCUUCGUCCUGCGCGCGCUCAACGUCAGCGUGGCCGAGGGCCGGGGCCCGGGCCCGGGCCAGGGCUACAUCGUGGUCUUCAGCCGCACCCUCAACCGGCUCAUCCUGAACGAGGCCGAGCUGCUGCUGGCGCUGGCCCGCGAGUUCCAGAUGAAGACGGUCACCGUGUCGCUGGAGGACUACGCCUUCGCCGACGUGGCGCGGCUGGUCAGCAACGCCUCCAUGCUGGUCAGCAUGCACGGCGCCCAGCUCAUCACCGCCCUCUUCCUGCCGCGGGGCGCCGUCGCCGUGGAGCUCUUCCCCUACGCCGUCAACCCCGACCAUUACACGCCCUACAAGACGCUGGCCGGCCUCCCGGACAUGGACCUCCAGUACGUGGCCUGGCGCAACACCAAGCAGGAGAACACCGUCACCUACCCCGACCGGCCCUGGGACCAGGGGGGCAUCGCCCACCUGGACCGCGCCGAGCAAGAGCGCAUCCUGCAGAGCCGCGAGGUCCCCCGGCACCUGUGCUGCCGCAACCCCGAGUGGCUGUUCCGCAUCUACCAGGACACCAAGGUGGACAUCCCGUCCCUGCUGCAGGCCAUCCGGGGGGUGGUGAAGGCCGGGCCGGGCAGGCCCAGGCGGGCCCAGGGGCCCUACCCCAGCAAGGUGCGGGAGGCCAGGUGCCGGGCCUCGGUGCAGGGCGCCGCCGAGGCCCGGCUGAGCGUGUCCUGGCAGGCGCCCUGGAACCUCAAGUUCGUGAAGGCGAGGGAGGUCCAGUACGAGGUGUGGAUCCAGGAGCAGGGGGAGAACGCGUACAUGCCUUACAUCCUCACCCACCAGAACCACACCUUUGCCGAGAACAUUAAGCCCUUCACCACCUACCUGGUCUGGAUCCGGUGCAUCUUCAGCAAAAACCUGCUGGGACCUUUUGCAGAUGUGCUGGUCUGCAGCACGUAGCCCCCCGGGUCACGGCAGAAGGCGGAAGAGACCAGCCCCCGCCCCCGCCCCGCCCCCCACUAGUGCCUCAGUGGUUGUUUCUUGCA